Hibiscus syriacus is the source of this 1131-nucleotide messenger RNA. Its product is annotated as receptor-like kinase TMK4. Lineage: Eukaryota; Viridiplantae; Streptophyta; Magnoliopsida; Malvales; Malvaceae. The record is from RefSeq and is a predicted model, not a curated record. The transcript has 2 exons. Bases 1 to 1131 code for a protein of 376 amino acids.
AUGAAAAAAAAAUCCAACCGCCACCACCAUCACCUCCACAUUCUCCUCAUCAUAUCCGCCGUCCUAUCCUCCGCCGCGGACGACAGUGCGGCGAUCCAGAAGCUAGCUUCCGGCUUCCGUAAUGCUCCCAAAGGGUGGUCGUCAACCUCGACAAACAACUAUUGUAACUGGCACGGCAUAAGCUGUGAUAAAUCCAACCGUGUCACUUCCAUCAGCUUGGCUUCCAAAUCAGUGUCCCGCAUCCUCCCGCUGGAGAUCGCCGACUUAUCGGAACUUCGAAGCGUAUCGCUCCAACUCACUGUCCGGCGACAUCCCAUCGUUCGGCGACUUAUCGAACUUACAAAACAUCUUUCUCGAUUCCAAUGGCUUCACUUCAAUCACCCCAAAUGCAUUCGCCGGAUUAUCAAGCAUUCAAACGUUGAGUUUGAACAAAAACCCGAAGCUCCGUCCAUGGAGUUUCCCCAACAUAUCAGAAUUAACGACCAUCGUCGAGCUCGGAGUCUGCAACACCAACAUCCACGGAACCUUGCCCGACCCCUCUUGCUAUCAUGCUACAGUGCGCCAGCAUCCUACAACAGUUUGAACGGCACAUUGCCACCUUCUCUCAGCGGUUCAAUGAUCCAAAACUUAUGGAUCAACAAUCAAAACACCGGCUACGGUUUCACCGGUACAUUAAAUGUUUUAUCCAACAUGACAGAGUUGACUCAGGUUUGGGUUCAUGUCAACUCGUUCACCGGUCCGAUCCCGGAUUUGUCUAAAUGUAAAAGUCUAUUCGAUUUACAGGUUAGAGAUAACCAGUUGACAGGUCCAGUUCCGAACUCGCUGCUUAAACUUUCGAGUUUGAAGAAUGUUUCAUUGGAAAAUAAUAAAUUGCAGGGUCCUUUCCCCAAGUUUGAUGUCACAGUUGUGAAAGCUCAAAUCAAUGGGAACAACAAUUUCUGUAACACCUAUGGAGCUCCUUGUGAUCCUCAAGUUUCGAUGUUGAUCGAGAUCGCUGGGGGUUUCAAGUACCCGGUUUUGCUUUCGGAUAGUUGGGAGGGGAACGAUGCUUGUCAAAUGUCCUUCGUCACAUGUGAUUCACAAAAGAGUGUGAUCACAGUGAAUCUUGCCAACAAAGGUUUGUCAUGUUAG